AUGGCACACGAUAUUAUGAGUCAAUUUUACACAAGUCUGAAUCUGCCGUUACAUGAGAAAGUUGACGAGUUGACUAGAAUCAUAGACCAAUCUACUCCUAGCAAAGAUCUCCAGACAUUGUUCCCUCAGUUAAUCAGUAACAUAUUCUCAAAUACUUUCAAUAAUGGCUGGGGACUGCGGACAGUUACAUAUGAUGGCAAAAAGCAUGAAUUUAUGGCCUUGAUGGCGUUCUUUGAACCAUUGGGGCCAAUGUUCCGAUUGUGCUAUAAACUUUUAUCUGACCCACAGUUAAAAUAUAAUGUUCCACUGAAUGUACUACCACUGGAUUUGCAGAUGACUUUGGAAAGGGGAAGAUGUCCACAGUUUUACUCUGACAUGCUUGUCACAGACCCACAAACUCUCAACGUUGUGGCUUUGGCACUCAAUCCAUUUGAUUAUUACAUCUUCAAUUUUGCACUCCAUCUUGUUAGUAACAGCCAACAGACAAGUUCUUGGGAGAACUGGAGCAGUGCUUACUUUGCCCUGGCAUGUGACUAUCUUGUGCACUUCUUACCUGCAGACCCAAAUACAUCUGUACUGCCACACAUACCGAACUAUACAGGCAAAGUACCCAUGGCUGCUCCAUUGCAAACUGCUAAUAGACCCUUGUAUUCUCCAUCUCUGCUGUUGAUACCUGAUCUGUCUGGCAGCAUGAGCAACCAACAUACAACAACACAGAAUCAAUCAAGAAAUGAGGUCUGGCGCUCUGAAACAGUGCUACAAGUCUUCAUUGACAUUUGGAUGAGUGUGGAACAGUUUAGUCCUAGAAAUGUUGAAAUGUUUCAGAGAAACUAUACGACAGUAUCUUCUAGUCCAGAGCGUGUGAGAACUGUACGUGUUCUAGUCAAGCAUUUACACGCCUUCUCGGCUAAACACAUGUCUGACCCUGCAGUCAGAUCAUCAGCACUUAGGAAAUAUGCACGUCAACUAAUGUGUGUUCGAGCAUACCAUUAUAUAAAGCAUUUAGUCACGACAUGGCCGCUCGAUGCGUCGUUCAGACUCGUCAUGGAAUUGUGGCUAAGUCUUAUUCAGCCAUGGCGAUAUGUCAACAACAAUAUUUCUGAGGACAGAUUUUCUCACCACAACAACAAUGCAGAAGAUAAAAAAGCAAAUAAACUGGAUUUGAGUUUUACUCAGUUCAUAGCUGAAAACUUUCCGUCAUACACUUGUAUCUUCCAACUUAUACUGCCACGGUUUAUGAGGCUGGACCUCAGUGCUUACAAGAAUGCCAUUAUGCUGUUCAGAUUGGGAAAGGUCUUCACUCAGCAACACCUCUGCCCAAUUCUAUGGAAUUUAGAAAAAGCCAUUACUGACAGUGGCACUGGUUUGAGUCUAAGUCCAGAUACAAGUUACAAUAAUUCUGGAAUGGAACAAAGUUACAAUUACAAUGGUAUUUCGUUACACAAGUGGGUGACAAUAGCCAAGCAAUCUUUAUCAGAAUUCAAUCUAUCAGCUAAUUUCGAAUAUCAACCGAUAUGGGGUGAAAAUAUGCGAUCAUUUGCAUCUCACUUGUUGCAAAGAAUUGUGACAGCUAGAACAACUGCAGAAAAUAAUAUAGAAGAGUUUAAUAAAAUGAUUAAUCAGCGGAACAAAGGCAUAUGGGGUUCAAUCAAGGUAUUUUUAAUGAUAGAAGAUGAAGGAGAGGAAGCCGCUUUGUUAGAAGAAAAUAAGAAAGUGCCACAUUUCUUAUCAACCAGUUUCCAUUACUUCUCAUACAUAUUUGGGUUAAAUGCACCUGUGGCAAUUCCACCAGAACCAGUCAUAGAAGAUAAUUCUAUGGAUAGUUCUUCAUAUGACAACUCUCUAAACUUUCCACUCUCAAUUACGAAUAAGUUGCGCAGUAAACCUACCAAAGUACACUACAUGGGUGACCCAGACCUUAUGCCAAUAACUACAUACGAGAGCACAAUAUUAGUGAGAAUGUUUUACCAAAUAGCUUCUAGACUAAAUGAAAUGUAUGGAGCUCAAUUUGAAGUUCUGUGGAAUCGAAAUGACUUGUAUGGGUUUAUGGCUCGAGAAGUGCUACAAUCACCGUGCACUAUUCAGACCUACGUGAAGGAUGUCACAAAUCAUCAGAACAUUGUCAGUCAACAACUUCCUGCACGACUCUCUCUGCGCCGUCUUGGAACACACGCCUUCGUCGUAUGGAUGUCCAUUGGCUACAUCAUAUUCAAAAUGUUAUCCUACAGUGGAUUUUUCUACGUGUUUGUACUAAUCAUUAUGUGGAUAAUGUUCAUUUUCUCAAAAGCUAGUUGUAAAAUGUUAAGAUUAAUUUAA
This is a messenger RNA of Spodoptera littoralis (African cotton leafworm), 2316 nucleotides long. The record is from the annotation of a GenBank genome assembly. Lineage: Eukaryota; Metazoa; Arthropoda; Insecta; Lepidoptera; Noctuidae.